Nematostella vectensis (starlet sea anemone) is the source of this 2038-nucleotide messenger RNA. RefSeq lists its product as uncharacterized. Lineage: Eukaryota; Metazoa; Cnidaria; Anthozoa; Actiniaria; Edwardsiidae. The record is from RefSeq and is a predicted model, not a curated record. The transcript has 3 exons. Bases 1 to 549 code for a protein of 182 amino acids.
AUGGGCCCAUACGACAUCGAAAAACAUGCUGACUUCACGCACGUCAAGCGGUCGUUUGGUGGCGAAUUAUAUAAAGCGAAGGCCACGCUGAAGGGCGGCGUCUCUGGAAGUACUCUCUCAGAUGGCGUCAUUGCUUACCUUGAGAAAUGCUUCGCGUACGCUCUCUACCAGAAUAGGAAUGACGAGAUCGGCCUCAAAUGUGCCCUGGAAUCCAUAGUGCCACACUCAUGUGGCGACCACGCCCUGUGCAACGCAAGUUGGUGUGGUUACCACAAAGAUCCAGCGGCGUACAAGCACACUGACCUCUCGAACGGAGAAAAUCUAAAAGGCGAAGCGCUGAGAGGUUGUCUUGACGACAUCAUAAGAAAGUUCUCAACCCACGAAAUGGUGAAGAAGGUGGCCCCCUUAUCAUCCUCCCAGAUGAAUGAGGCCGUAAACGCAAUAAUCGGAACAAAAUCCCUGAAAAUACGGUACUAUGGUGGAAGCGAGUCCAAUGAUGUAAGAGUCGCCGCUGGCGUAGCACAAGCAAAUGAAGAUUGCUGCUCAUAACCACUGCGCAAAUACAUUCUGAAUACGUACAAGAUGGAAAUCAUACAUGGACUCGACCUGACGACAAGAACACACAGAAACAAACGGCUCCAAACGAAUCACGACCUGAAUCAAAGUUGCGAUAAACAUCUGACACACGGAAAAAGAUGCAAUAGUUCACCAUCGAAACCUUAAAACCCUUUUAUUUUUUUAACCCUUUUAGACUUAGACUUCCCUGCUAGCAGAGGCCUCUCUGUAUUUCACUAGCCCAGUGAAAUAGAGAAAAGAGGCCUCUGCUAGCAGGGAAGCCCAGUGAAAUAGAGAAAAGAGGCCUCUACUAGCAGGAAAGCCCAGUGAAAUAGAGAAAAGAGGCCUCUGCUAGCAGGGAAGCCCAGUGAAAUACAGAAAAGAGGCCUCUGCUAGGAGGGAAGGCCAGUGAAAUACAGAGAAAAGAGGCCUCUGCUAGCAAGGAAGCCCAGUGAAAUACAGCGAAAAGAGGCCUCUACUAGAAGGAAAGCCCAGUGAAAAUAGAGAAAAGAGGCCUCUGCUAGCAGGGAAGCCCAGUGAAAUAGAGAAAAUAGGCCUCUGCUAGCAGGGAAGCUUAGACAUGCUUAGUAAGAAGAUCUAAACAUACGAAGUGUGUCUAAAUCUUCUAGAGCGCUUACCAUCGAAUAGUCCUUUUAACGAGGUGUCGCAAAGUGUGCUUACGAAGCUUGAAAAGUCCAGUGAAACAGAAAUCCAGUAAAACUUGAGAAAUCCUGUUAAACAAAGGCGCACAUUUCGUUUACCAAUAGGAACUUUUAUUCAUGUUCUAUGAUCGUUUGUCCUUACACACGGAAACGAUCCAUUGUACAUAACACGAAGAAAGAGUUACUAUAAACCUCAUCCUGUAGGUACACCCUAAACCCCUUUAAAAAAAGCUAAAAAUGUGAACGGUUAAAUGCGAAGUUAUAUCUAAGACACCUUUCAUACAUUAUCCAUUAUUUCUAAUGUAGAAAGGUAGUGCUGUGUAGUGGAAAUCACGAAAUCUCCUCAGUCUGUUGGCAUUCCUGCGCCUCUUCUGUCUUCUGCUGGAGGGCCGUCUUGGCAACCUGGCAGUUGCAAGGCGGGACUAUUAUAAUAGGCACAUGGGCAUGGUGCAGGACGUAGUCACUGACACUCCCCAUGAGCGUGCGUCUUAUCAGGCCUAUCCCACGGCGGGACAUCACUAUCAGGGAGAUGUCAUGGUCGAACGCUUCUUUGCACAGGGUGUGUCCGACUCCUCCGUCCACCUCACCUCGGACGAACACCUCAAAGCCUCCCUCAUCCUAUCAGAAGAUUAACAAAACCACAGACUAUCAGAAUGUUAACAGUUUAUUAGGCUGUUUUAUCCUACCAGCCCACACAAGAUGCACCGUUUUUAAAGAAGGUAAGUAUGGUAAAUCGAACUUCUACGGGAUUGUCGGAGGUAAAGCGUUGUGUGGCAUUUGUUACUACGCAGAGCAUAUCAAAUAUAUAUGAAUGUCCUUUA